UCCCUCUGCUUUCUUAAACUGAAACUCUUAUCAAGUUAUUCUUGUUUCAUCAUCUUCUUCAGCCUUUCUAAAAUGAACAUUGUCAAGGGAUUCAGAUUUCGUCCAACUGAUAAAGAACUCAUAGAGUAUCUGCAGGAUAAAACCUUCGACCGUGAUUCUCUAGUCCAAGUUAUAGCUGAAGUCCACGACAUCUGCGAGUUGGAGCCUUGGGAAUUACCCGAGCGUUCGGCUUUUCAGACUGGGGAUCGUUUGUGGUACUUCAUGUACCAACCAAAAUACAAGUACCGCAAUAGUAAACGAAUUAGCAGGACCACCCUGGAGGGGUAUUGGAAACCUACGGGCAACGCUCGUAAAAUAAUUAAUCACCACACCGGGGAGGAGAUUGGUAGCAAGAAGACUUUGGUUUUUUAUAAAGGCCAAUGUAAUGACAAAAACAAAAAUAGGACUUGCUGGGUCAUGCAUGAGUAUGAACUCACAGCCGCUAAGCCAACUCAUUCUGACCAUAAAACUUUCAAUCUCUGUAAAUUGAAGAAAAAGGGUGAUAUUUCCAGUAGUACUAGUGAAGUUGGUCAAUCAAGUCAGCAUUCUCUUUCUAAUUUAGAACAUGUAGCAAGCAAUGCAAUGUCGGAGGACCUGCUAGACCUUAAAGGAUCGAGUGCGCCAGAAGCAUCUAAUGGCAGCGUCGGGAUUCGUACUCAAUCCAGCAGCGUUGAGACCUAUGCUGGAGAAAGAAGCCAUCAAAAUAACAUAAUUAAUGAGGACAAAGGCUCUAAUUUAUCCUCUAAUUCCAUAAAUCAUGUCGCAGAGGAAGUAAUUCCACAAGGCCAGUUACACCUUAAAGCGUUGUCAACAGAACCAAAUGGACCCCAUGACAAUAACAAGGUUCAAAACCUGUAUAGCACCACUAAACAGGACGAUGAGUCUUGCAAUUCAGUUCUCACUAACAAUGAUGAAACGGACCCAAUAGAAACAAGCAAUCAACAUAAUGCAGCUGUCACAGUCGAGAGCUUCGAAGUGCCCUUUAAUUUAGAUUAUCUUGCUCAUGAGGAUUUAAUUCCAACGGACCUGUUAUAUAAUGCACUUCAAGAGUUAUUAGAAGAGCCAGAGGCAACGAAUAACUCUAAUUGGAUUCAAAAUCAACAUAUCACCGACAUAGGAGAAGAUGGUGAGUUGUCGAAUUCAGGUUUUGCUGAUAAUAAUGAAGUCUCCCUUCAAGAAGGAAGCAGACACCAGUCCUUGGCUGCUGAAAAUAAAGGCUUCCGCUUGCCCUGCAUAGGUGUGAUGGAAUCACCCAUUGCGAUGGAGAAAUCUAGAAAAAGGCCUCGUCAUUAAUUUGAUGGAUUAAGCCAUGAUGUAGAAACCGGAGAGGCUCAACCUUGGGGAAAAGAACACCCCUCUAGUAGAAACAAAUCCAUAGAAUCUGAUUGCGAUAACAUAAUAGCAACAAGAAAGAACUAGAGAUGCCCAAGAGAAGAUUAGAAAUUCUCAGGUAUCUCAAACAUUGCAGAAUGUUGUUAUUUUGCGUUCUAGUUAUUGAAGAAUGUUCAGAAUGUAAAAUAAGAAUUUGGGAUGAUCCUACUUGUAACUAGAAAAUUGAUGAUAGCCCAUAGGGGUUUAGGGUUAUGUAAACAGAGCUUAUCAUCAGAAAUUAAAGUCCUCCAAGAUGUUGGUUUAGAAUAGCUUGAACUUAAAUUAUGUUGCUGCUGUCUGUUA
Molecule: messenger RNA, 1713 nt
Organism: Theobroma cacao (cacao)
Lineage: Eukaryota; Viridiplantae; Streptophyta; Magnoliopsida; Malvales; Malvaceae
Source: RefSeq, a predicted model, not a curated record